This is a messenger RNA of Microplitis mediator, 936 nucleotides long. RefSeq lists its product as uncharacterized. Bases 172 to 690 code for a protein of 172 amino acids. Gene Ontology annotation, biological process: removal of superoxide radicals. The record is from RefSeq and is a predicted model, not a curated record. Lineage: Eukaryota; Metazoa; Arthropoda; Insecta; Hymenoptera; Braconidae. Gene Ontology annotation, molecular function: copper ion binding; superoxide dismutase activity. The transcript has 3 exons.
UUUAUAUCUUUUUCUCGUUGAUCAGCUUAGUAUAUAAGCCAUCGCCUGGCACUUAAACACUUAUCAGACAAUAUUCAGUAGUUUGGUGAACGCGUGUCGGCAUCUCUCGAAGGAAGAAACGAAAAUUUGGAUACGAUUUAAAAAAUAAACUGAAGUUGAGAAAUCCAGAAAAUGAAAUCAAUCGUUUUGUUGCUGGCAUUUGCCGCUGUCGCAGUUAGUGAAGACAUUAUUGCAGUUGUGAAGCUUUUACCCCAUGAAGAUACCAACCCUGUCUCUGGAAAUCUUAGAUUAGUUCAAAGUGAUUCUUCUGGACCCGUAACUGUAACUGGAACAAUUACUGGACUCACUCCAGGAAAACACGGGUUUCAUGUUCAUGAGAAAGGUGAUCUUUCUAAUAAGUGCCUUAGCACCGGUGGACACUUUAAUCCUACAAAUCAAGUACACGGAGCACCAACAGAUACUGUCAGACAUGUUGGGGAUCUUGGAAAUAUUGAAGCCAACGCUGAUGGUGUUGCUGACAUAGACAUUGUUGAUAAUGUGAUUUCGUUAGUUGGUACAAACAACAUUAUUGGACGCGGUGUUGUUGUUCAUUCGAAUGUUGAUGAUCUCGGCAAAGGAGGACAUGAGCUGUCACCCAUUACCGGAAAUGCUGGGUCUCGUGUAAGCUGCGGAGUUAUUGAACUUGAGUAAGCGAAACAAUAUCGUGAUGAAUUUUUGUUCCAAUGAGUUUUUUACCCGACAGAUUGACUUAAAUUAAGAACAGCCGAAAAAUAACUCUGGGGUAUAAUGAGCCCCUUAAAAAAAAAAAAAUUACUUCUUUUGUUUAAAAUUUUUAUGCUUUGUCUACUAUGAUAACCUAUUGAUAAAUCAAUCGUUAUCAAAAUUAAAUUAUUUGAAUUGUAAUGAUAAUAAAAAUUAUUUUAAAGAUUUUCACAG